CCCUACUUCCAGUGCCCCUUCUGCUCCAACCCUAAGUUCCGGUUCCUCUCCCUCGGGCCAGUCCCCAGCAACGGGGAGGACAAGAGGUCGAGGGUCGAGGUGAACGCGGGCCUCGAGGCUGUCGUCGCCCCCCGGGGGGGCACCCUCCUCGGGGACGAUAGGGACAACAUGAGGAGGGUGAUCGAUAGGGAGUCGGCCAAGGCUCUGGUCGCGGCGGCCAAGAUCGCCUGCGCCACGAUGAGCAAGGCCGCGGCCAUCGCGAGGGUCAAGACGGAGCGAAGGGUCAAGGAGGCGGCGUUGGCAAGGAAGAGGGCGAGGGAGGCCUUGGAGAGGGUGGCCUUCUUGACGCUGAAGGAGAAGGAGAGGGAUUUGAAGGUGGGGGUUGCCAAUGGGGUUGCGUUUGCUCCGGAGCAGAAGGUUAAGCCCGGGGUUGUGGAGAACGAGAAGGUGAAUCAAGGGGUUGAUGGGAUUUUGGGUUUGUCACCGACAAAUGGUGUUGUCUCGGUUGCCGGGGGUGUACAGGGAGAGAAGUUGCAUUCGGUUUCGCCGGUUGCCGGGCUCAAUAACGUUCAACAGAAUAAAACCGAAAACUGA
Messenger RNA from Syzygium oleosum, 594 nucleotides. RefSeq lists its product as uncharacterized. The transcript has a single exon. The annotation marks the transcript as partial. Lineage: Eukaryota; Viridiplantae; Streptophyta; Magnoliopsida; Myrtales; Myrtaceae. The record is from RefSeq and is a predicted model, not a curated record.